Phytophthora sojae is the source of this 1617-nucleotide messenger RNA. RefSeq lists its product as hypothetical. The record is from RefSeq and is a predicted model, not a curated record. The transcript is spliced from 4 exons. The coding region runs from base 1 to 1617 and encodes 538 amino acids. Lineage: Eukaryota; Oomycota; Peronosporomycetes; Peronosporales; Peronosporaceae.
AUGCCCCGCCCGUACGCCUGGAACCUGCUCUGCAGCGGUGUUUCGGCCGUAGACGCCGCUCUCCUUCUCCAAGGAAUGAAAACGCGGAAGACUGUCAAGAGCCAGCUAAUGUCGUGCGCGGCUUGCAGCAGCGGCACUCCGCACUCUAUGCGCUACAAGGUGCUGCGCUGCGCCUGCAAGCACUGCACGGUCGCAGUUCCCUACCUGGUCUGCCCGUGGCUGCUGAAGCUGCACGUCUGCCAGGAGACCGACGUCGUCGACAUGCACCAGCUGGGCGAGCACCAUUUACGCGCUCGAACGCCGUCCAAGUCGUGCAUCACGCCGCAGCAGCGCGACUUCAUCAAGGAGAUGGCCCGUGAAAACCUGAUGCCGCUACGCAUCCGACACGCUUUGGGACGCAAGUUUGGUUUCCGUCCUGCCGCGCUACCCAGCCUGCGCUCAGUCCAAAACAUUGUGCACCACUUUCGUCGAACGCGGUUGGGCGGCAACGACAAACGUAAGGUGAUUGUGGAGGCGGUGCGGGCCUCCGCAUUUAGUGGACGUGAAGGCGACCACGACGCCUUUACGUUCACUAAUGCGUACCAUAUCUCUGGUCUCCCCGAGUUUGGAAACGGCUCAGAUGAUCGGCCGUUCUUGGUCGGCAUGACCACCAAGGCACUCCUGCGCAACGCCGCGCGGGACGCGAGCAAAUUUAUUCUGCACCUCGACGCUACGUUCAAACUGAACAGCGUCGGUUACCCGGUGCUUGUCUGCGGCAUCACCGACGCCACCAGAGCCUUCCACCUGGUGGCGCUCUUCAUCACGUCGCAGCUCCAGUACGAGCACUUUGAAGCCGCGCUCGUUGCGUUGCGCCGCGUGUAUGCUCGGGUCAACGGCGCCGAGUGGCAGGUGAAAUUCGUUCUUGGAGACGCAGACAAGGCACAACACAAAGCCUUCCGCAGUGUCUUCGCCGACUGCUCAUUUACGUACCUCAUGUGCUUCUACCACAGCAAGAGCGAGUACGUGGACCAGAAGGCGACCAUACUUAAGGAGUGGGCUGGGCACGCAGACCUCGCCGCCUUCGCCACGUACAUGAAGUCCCAGUGGCUCGACGGCAACUUCGCGAACUGGCAGUGCUUUCUUACCCCGCCUGGGUACGCCACCACCAACAACCCGGUUGAGCAGUUCAACCGGGCGCUGAAGCGUGACUACACGCAUCACCGCCAGCUGAAAAUGGGAUUGCUGCUUGCGCAGCUACUCGCAUGUUGCGGCCACCGCUCCAUGGCGUUGCCUCGAUUCGCGCUCGCGCCUGCCUGCGCAACGACGCUCCAGACCCGCACACAUCCAGCAUCGACUUUUUCCUUGGUGACGCCGACCCAGAACUGGUACACGUGCGUGCACUGCCUUCCCGUGAGAACGUUCGUCCCGGAGCACAACCGUGCGAGAGAGGACAUGGCGAUUUCCGCCCAGUUCGGCGUCCACUACGCGCGCAUGAAGGUCGAGGGCCAGCCUCGCACUGGCUGGCCGCAGUCCCGCAGCGUUGUGGACGAGUCUGGCGAGGAAAUCCUUGUAAACAGGAAGCGAGUUCAAAACGCUGGGCGCCCGCAAAGUAUUGGCCACGCGCUUCAGCGUCUGUAG